AUGGGUGCCCGCAAACCACUUGUCGCCCUAGUGGCGCUUAUAUUCACAGCUGCAGCGUGGCUACUUAUGAUGCUCACACUGCUGGGAGGAGCACAAAAUAAAACACCCCUGGAUCGCACAUGGUUCCUGCAGGCAGAUACUUCGAGAAUACCCGGCGCCCAACUCAUAUCAAGAUGGACUUUCUGGGGUAUAUGCGGUGUCGAAGAUGGGAAAAACGUUUGCAACGGCACCUCUCCAGGGUUUCCUCUCGAUCCUCCUUCGAAUCGAAAUUUUGGUACCACUGAGGGUGUCCCCAGCCAAUAUAUUGGAACCCGCAAAUACUUCUUCAUCACCCGGUUUAUGUUCGCAUUCAUGUUAAUUGGCCUUUUCUGGAUUUUCGUGGCAAUGGCAACUGGAUUGUUAGCUUUUUGCACAAGCAUUGGAGGCUGGCUCUCCUCCUUUUUUACAUCACUCGGAUUGAUUUUCCAGAUUAUCACCACAACACUAAUGACCGUCGGCUAUGUUAAGGGUCGCAAUAAUUUCUCGUCAAACGGCCAGCCCGCCAAAGUAGGUACAAAGGCAUUUGCAUGGAUGUGGACCGCUGUGACCCUCCUGUUCCUUGCCAGCCUUCUAUACUGCGUAGCUGGUGUCCACUCCUCAUCGCGGCGGAGUGCUGGGGCAAGUGUCGCUGGCACCGCUGCUCCGAAACAACAACAUCAUGGAGGCUUUCCCCAAACCCGUAGCACCAAACGAAGUUCCUCUGAAGCCACGGCAGACAAGGAAUAUGCUUAA
Molecule: messenger RNA, 771 nt
Organism: Paracoccidioides lutzii Pb01
Exons: 4
Coding region: 1-771 (256 amino acids)
Biological process (GO): endocytosis; septin cytoskeleton organization; fungal-type cell wall organization
Cellular component (GO): plasma membrane; cell cortex; membrane raft
Source: RefSeq, a predicted model, not a curated record